AUGGCUGAGGAUGACGGAAUGAUGCUUUUAAACCUGGACACAAGUUUCAGCGGCGACUUUGGGCCCCAAACGACCAAGAUAAGUGGUGGAAAGUGGAAGGAUCGCAGACGGGCUAAAAGUCAGCUCAAGUCGGCUAACCGCAAGACUAAGAGCGAUGAGACACCAGCUAAGACAACUUUGAAGCGUACUAGAGCCGGAGGGCCCGAAAUGUCCACGAAAAGAGUGCAAAAAUCGGACUCAAGAAACGGCAAUAAUGGCGACCAGUUUGUCUCAUCGCUGUUUACCGCUAAUAGAAGCAUGGUCACCUCGAAAAAUAGCAACGCGCACGAUGAAGGCUCCCAGAUCGAUCCAUCUAACGCUCCUCUGCUUCAGGACUCGUUUGAAGCUCUCGGGGUCGCAGCUCCGUUGCUACAACUGCUGAAUGAUAAAAUGCGCAUUUCGAAGCCCACUAGGGUCCAAAAAAUGAGCAUUCCCACGCUACUGGGGGCUCAAAAUGACGUUUUCGUGCAUGCACAAACUGGUUCCGGUAAAACAUUGGCGUUUCUGCUACCUAUCUUGACCCGGAUUCUGGCCAUGGACGAGCGUGUUGAUCGCCAAUCUGGCUGUUUCGCCAUGAUUAUCACGCCAACGCGUGAGCUGGCCUCGCAAAUUUACUCUGUGAUGCUUGCGUUGACCCAAUGCUGCCAUUAUCUAGUCCCUUGUUUGCUUAUUGGUGGCGAGCGUAAGAAAUCCGAGAAGGCCAGACUGCGCAAAGGUUGCAAUUUCAUUGUUGGUACGCCAGGCCGUAUCUUAGACCACAUAGAAAACACUCAGGUUAUCAAGGAGCAGCUUGCAUCGACAUUGAGAUAUCUGGUUCUGGACGAAGGUGACAAACUCAUGGAGCUGGGGUUCGAGGAAACCCUAACAAAGAUCAUCAGUUUUAUCCACGAGGUACCUAUAGAUCACUCUCGGUUUCCACAGCUUCCAAAGCGCAUUGUUCACACCAUGUGCAGUGCCACACUCAAAGGAAGCGUUACUAAACUAGGGAAUGUGGCUCUUGAGGACUACAAAUUAAUCAGUAGCGGCCAGAAGCAACAGGAGGUCAACACUGUUCCUGAUCAAUUGUUACAGAGUAUCAUUGUCGUACCUCCCAAACUGCGAUUGGUAACAUUGGCUGCACAGCUAAGCAAUAUUACUGCGAAGCACAUUGCUGCUGAAGUUCAGGAAACUACCCGAACGAUUGUGUUCUUGUCAUGUUCUGACAGCGUUGAAUUUCAUUUUGACGCAUUCUCUAACGACAAUGGUAGGAGUGGGGCUUUAGUUGGCGGCUCUGCAGGAGCCCUUUCUGGUAAUUCUACAUCGCUGCCUUGUCUAUCGCAAGUCACAGCGCCGUCAGUGGUAUGCUACAAGCUCCAUGGUUCGUUGUCGCAACAAAUUCGUACCGCAACGCUGCAAAGCUUUUCCAGCGAAUCAGACGCUACUCGCGGAAAGCAUUUGAUAAUGUUCUGCACUGACGUCGCUAGUAGAGGUUUGGAUCUGCCGCGUGUCAGUUCCGUGUUGGAAUUAGAUCCACCUUUCGCAGUGGAAGAUCAUUUGCACCGAAUUGGACGUACCGCUCGUGCAGGUGUGAGCGGUGAGUCAUUUUUAUUCCUGCUACCUGGCGAAGAGGAAGGUUAUAUGGACUACAUCAAGCCAUACCAUCCAAAAGGCUGGAAACUAUUGAAAUUUGAUCAAGACAUCCUAAAACCUGCGUUCAUGGACUCGAACGUUUUGAGGAGCGACAAAAAAACUGGCAAGGACGUUUCUUCUGAGUGGGACAACAAUGCCACCACUUGGCAUCUCAACGUUGAGAGAAGAGUUCUUGAAGAUCCUGCGUUCAAGGAAAUUGCUGUCAAGGGCUACAUGAGUCACAUAAGAGCAUAUGCGACGCAUCUUUCCCAGGAGAAGAGUUUUUUCAACGUUAGAUGUCUGCACUUGGGCCAUUUGGCCAAAAGUUUUGCAUUGAGAGAAAGACCGAAAGCCAUGGGUGCCUCUAGCUCUCAUAAUAAAAACGGUGAAGCUACUACGAAAAAACCUAAAGAAGACGCGAGGUCUAAGAUGCUUCGCAUGGCAAACCUAGCUCUACGUCAAGGCCAGAACGAAUUCAACUACUGA
Lachancea meyersii CBS 8951 is the source of this 2133-nucleotide messenger RNA. The record is from the annotation of a GenBank genome assembly. Lineage: Eukaryota; Fungi; Ascomycota; Saccharomycetes; Saccharomycetales; Saccharomycetaceae.